GGGGGGCAAGGCGCGCGCGCCGGCGGCCGGGUGGCCCUGGGGCAGCCCCCGAACACCCCCUGAAUUUCCCGCAGGGAGAAGCCGGAGGGCAGGGCCGCGGACCCCUCCGCCCUCACAGCGGGAGGGUGUGUCAGGCCAGCCCCCCCCACUCCUAGUGCCGGCGGUGGAGGGGGUGUUGCAAGAAGCGGCGGCGGCGGCGGCGGAGGAGGAAGUGGCCACGGAGGCGACGGCUGCGAAUAGCGGGCUCCCAGCGGCGGCCUGGAGGAGGAGGGUGCUUGUGGCCCCGAGGCCCGGGUCCUGUGCGGUGAGCGGAGGUCGCGGCCGUGUGCAUCACCCCCCGCCGAGCACGAAGAUGCAGACCUUUCUGAAGGGAAAGAGAGUUGGCUACUGGCUGAGCGAGAAGAAGAUCAAGAAGCUCAAUUUCCAGGCCUUCGCCGACCUGUGCAGGAAAAGGGGCAUAGAAGUUGUGCAGCUCAACCUUAGCAGACCAAUUGAAGAGCAGGGCCCACUGGAUGUGAUCAUACACAAACUAACUGAUGUCAUCCUGGAAGCUGAUCAGAAUGAUAGCCAGUCCUUGGAGUUGGUUCACAGAUUCCAGGAAUACAUUGAUGCUCACCCUGAGACCAUCAUCCUGGAUCCCCUCCCUGCCAUUAGGACCCUUCUGGAUCGAUCCAAAUCUUAUGAACUUAUUCGAAAAAUUGAAGCCCACAUGAAAGAUGAACGGAUCUGUUCCCCACCCUUCAUGGAGCUCACAAGCUUGUGUGGAGAAGACACCAUGCAGCUUCUGGAGAAGAAUGGACUGGCCUUCCCAUUCAUUUGCAAAACAAGAGUGGCCCAUGGCACCAACUCUCAUGAGAUGGCCAUCAUCUUCAACCAGGAAGGCCUCAGUGCCAUCAAGCCCCCUUGUGUGAUUCAGAACUUCAUCAAUCACAACGCUGUCCUGUACAAGGUGUUUGUGGUGGGCGAGUCAUACACCGUGGUACAGAGACCAUCUCUGAAGAACUUUUCUGCAGGAAUGUCAGACAGAGAAUCAAUAUUCUUCAACAGCCACAACGUGUCAAAACCAGAGUCAUCUUCCGUCCUGACGGCACUGGACAAAAUAGAAGGUGUGUUUGAGAAGCCCUCGGACGAGGUCAUCAGGGAGAUUUCCAAAGCCCUUCGGCAAGCACUUGGUGUAUCGCUGUUUGGAAUUGACAUCAUUAUCAACAACCAGACAGGACAGCAUGCAGUCAUUGAUGUCAACGCAUUCCCAGGCUAUGAGGGUGUGACUGAAUUUUUCACUGACCUCUUGAACCACAUAGCCAGCGUCCUGCAAGGCCAGAAUCUGGAGAUGACCCCACUGAACCACAACAAGCUCCUGGCUGACCCGUCUGGUGGCCUAGCGGGUGAGCGGACACGGGGCACCAGCACAGGGUGUUGCGGCAGCGUGGUGGGCAAAGACUCACCCUGGAUCGUGGAGAGUGAGACCAACAGCUCGGUGAAGCUGCAGCACCAGAGACUAGGGUGCAACACUGCUGUGUCCCCCAGCUUCCAACAGCACUGUGUGGCUACACUGGCCACCAAAGCUUCCUCUCAAUAGCUGGUGGAACCAUGGACCAGGGCACACAGAGGGCCCACCUAGGAUCACGCUAAUGAGGCAGGCCGCUUAGAAGAGUUCCACCUACUACUACAAAUUUCCAUUGAUUAUUUUUUUAACCUGAUUUCCUGAUGCAGUGAUUUAAAAGGAGGGGAAAAAAACCACAGUGAUCAGAGCAGGAGAAAAUGGAAUGUUUCACCUACUUCCAUUUACAAAUCUUUUAACAAGUUUACACACACUUGUGUUUUCAACACUAGACCUUAAUGUGUGGGAUGUUUGGUUUUUGUUUUUGGUGAUUUAUUUUGUGGUUUCUCAUGGUGUGUGUGUGUGUGUGUGUGUGUGUGUGUGUGUAAGUAUGUACAUACAUGCGGUUAUUCCCCCUUUAUAAACUGUAAUUGACCACCAUGGGCCAACCUGUGUGACCUUUAACAAAUUAUUUCACCUGUCUAGGCUUUAGAUUCCUCAUCUAUAAAUUGAGUGGGUGGGGCUCUAUCUCUAAGGUCCUUCCAGUCCAUGUGAUUCUAUGUCUUAAGUCCAGACCUCCUGGAAUCAGAGAGGCCAAGGUUGAAAUUGUGUGUGAAUGUCAUAAUUUAAAGAGCGGUUCGAGUUAUUAUAGAUAAUUUCAUCUUCUCUUUUGAUUACCCACCUGCACCGUUAGUUAUGGCCCCCUUUGGGCCCAGUCCCCCUUGUUCCCCACUACACAAUCCCAGUAGGAAAGUGACCUGUGCAGUGUGUCCCAAAGCCACAUCUACUGAGCAGGAGGAGAUGCCUGGGCUGCAUUCACCCUCUCUACUCUGCCCCAACUCAGAGGGAGAUGACCCAAAAUGACCUUAAGAGGUUAUAAGGUGUGUGGGUUUCUGUAGGAGGGGCUCCUCUGAGUAGACCCUUUCAGGAAAGGAAUGGGAAAGCAUAAGAAAUCUUCCCAAUUCUAGAAUAGCUUCUAGGACAUUUGACUCUAGUGCCAAUUGAAAGUCUUUCUGACUUCCAUCAGAGAUGUCCUCUGCACACCUGGCCAGGUCCGUCACUCUACAGUUUUAUAGCUGGCUGGAGAAAUGAGAGGACCCAGAUUCUAGUCCCAGUUCUUCCACUAACUUUCUGUGUGAUCUUUUGAAAGUCACCUUCCUCUUCUGGGCUUUUUAAUUUCCUUCUCUUUGGACAAGGAUGAUUCUUUUAAGAGUCAAUCUAGCCAUAAAAUAUUAUGAUUGAUCAUUCCUAGAUCUUAAAUAAGUGAGGGGAGCUGGGAGAACUCCUGAGCUUAGCGUAAUUGAGGGACAUAACUGUUUUCUUUUCGGGUUUUUUUCCCACUGACUCUGCAAACAAGGCUAUAUACUGUUGGUCAGUUUCAUCAGUCGCGACGGUGUGCAUCAUAAACCAAAAUGCAGCCUGGUUAACACUAACCAUUGAAAGAUUUUUGGCAGAGUCCAUAAACGACCUGGUAGCCUACACCACCUGCCAUUUCUUAACUUCCAACUGUUCUUGCAAAUCCUGAACACUAAGUUCACAGUCAGAAGUUUGAUUGGCAAAAGGAGUUGUUUUUUGUCCCCUUCUGCCCUCAAUACAAGGUCUAGGAACAGUCCAAAAAAACACUUUCAUUUUGUCGAGCAGCCAAACUAACGCCACGCUGUACAUGGCUGUUUCCCAGUCCAAACUGUACUGCAGACGAGCAAAAUGCUUCAAUUUUCUCCUGUGCUCUUUUCCUGUCCCCCUCCCUGACCUCUGCGACCUUGGAACUUUGUCUAGACCAAGGAGACAGAACAGAGGGUUGGAGUGCUGGUGGGAGGCGAGGGACACAAGGAAGAACAAGGACACACUUUCUCAGUCUAUAGUUUAUACAAAGUAAGGACCUUGAGUUUUGUGGACCAUUGAGAUCUGCUGUGGGCUGGUGGGGGGCGGGGCACACUGUUCUGAACCAUUGUUUGGCCGUGCUUUCCCUGCCCCCAGGCUCUAGUGGGAAGGGGGAAAAAAAUCUCGUUUUUCCAAAACAUUCUCAAAGAUUUGUAGUGAUCUGUGGUGAUAUAUAAAUGUUCUCCCCAUAUGACUUUUUAAUGAUUUUCUUUGUCAAAUCUAUUUUUUGAGUCAAAUAGUAAGAUAUAAAUGCUUUUUAGGAGAGAAAAAUAUUUGGACCUUCUUCUGAUUCAUGUACAGUGAGGACAUUCUGCAUGAAAUUCUACCAUUGUACACUCUGUAUGGUACUGGGUUAAGGGAAGGAGGGGCAAAUGAAAUAAUGCGUAAAGCGCUUUGUAAACCUUUAUGCGCUAGGUAAAUGCUAGCUAAUGUUUUGAUAUUUCUUUUUUGCCCCCCCUGCCCCCGUUGGAAAAAAUCUACAUGAGAAUGAUCAUUUCAGUUGGUGGGGAAGGGGACAGGGGUGGGGCCGAAGGGAGGGGGGAAGGGGGAGAGGAUGGACCUAAUUGAAACUGUCAGGCUUUCUAGGAACUUGAGAGCUUUCCAGCUAACCAUGUUUACAUGACUUGUGAGCGUUAGAUCCAGUUUUAAUGUCUGUAUGCUGUUUCUUAGCUCUACCUUUGAAUCAGAGUGGAUUAAUCUGGCUUGCCUUAGAAAGUUUGGUUAGCCGAUUUUGCACUGCCUUGUUUCUCCAAAAUAAACUACUGAAAUGUAAUUGUAUUUUA
Trichosurus vulpecula (common brushtail) is the source of this 4203-nucleotide messenger RNA. RefSeq names its product inositol-tetrakisphosphate 1-kinase (gene ITPK1). Gene Ontology annotation, cellular component: cytoplasm. NCBI's taxonomy places the organism in Eukaryota, Metazoa, Chordata, Mammalia, Diprotodontia, Phalangeridae. Gene Ontology annotation, molecular function: ATP binding; inositol-3,4,5,6-tetrakisphosphate 1-kinase activity; magnesium ion binding. Gene Ontology annotation, biological process: inositol trisphosphate metabolic process. The coding region runs from base 353 to 1579 and encodes 408 amino acids. The record is from RefSeq and is a predicted model, not a curated record. The transcript has 11 exons.